GACGACAUAAGUGAUUAGUUGGUGCAAUGUUUACUAAGUAAGAAAGCUCAUCUAUAUCUCACCUGAAGUCUACCUGUCAAAUUGCCGCUUGAGUAACCUGACCUAGAUCGCUCACCAUGACCAAGCUUAAAGCACGCCCCGUUGUGGAUUACACAGCCAUGGAAGGGACCAUGGCCGACUCGAAGAAUGCCGUGUCUCCCGCUGAUGAGCAGACCUAUGUCCAGAAAAACACCCCUGAUGAUGAUGGGGGGUCGUGUGGAUGGGGACCAUUCAUACCCAGCUGCUGUCAACGCUUCAGGAACCCAAAAUGGGUAUUAUUCUGGCUUUGCUGGGCAGGAGCAAUACAGGGUAUGGUGGUCAAUGGGUUCGUCAAUGUGGUGAUAUCUAAUAUCGAGAGACGCUUUGAGAUCAGCAGUACCCAAUCAGGCACGAUAGCCAGCUGCUAUGACAUUGCUUCAGUUCUCUGUCUUAUACCGGUCAGCUACUUCGGAGGUCUCGGGAUCAAGCCCAGAUAUCUUGGCGUUGGAAUAUUUAUUCUUGGAGUUGGUUCCUUUGUGUUCGCAUUGCCCCAUUUCACAACACCCCUGUACACUGUUCAGAGGACUCAAGAGAACAUUUGUCGGAUCGGUGGCAACACUACUGGGACAUGUGACACAGGUUUAACAGAGUCUUUGUCGGAUUACAAGUAUGUGUUCUUCCUGGGCCAGCUGCUACACGGGGCAGGGGCGUCACCUCUCUACACCUCUCUACUUGCCUCUAAGGCCGAUUUCUAUGUUGGAAUCUUCUACUCCUUUGCUAUCAUUGGUCCAGCAAUUGGCUAUAUGGCAGGUGGCGAGUUCCUUAAGAUUUUCACAGACACUGGUGCCAUCGAUACAUCCAGUCUCUCCAUUACGACUGACAACCCCCGCUGGGUUGGGGCAUGGUGGAUUGGCUUCCUGUUUAGCGGCGCCCUUGCUUUCUUUGUUGCCGUCCCUCUCUCUGGAUUCCCGCGAGCUCUGCCAGGCUCCAGCAAGUAUAUAGCAGAGCGGGGCAAGGAGGUCCACAAGGGCAGCAGUGAAGAUGAGGCUAACAAGAUAGGCAAUAAGAGAGGGAUCAAAGACAUAUUACUCUCCAUCAAACUACUUGUGAGCAAUCCAACGUUCAUGUUCCUCAACUUUGCAGCAGCCAGUGAAGGCAUCCUCCUCAGUGGAUUCUCUACAUUUGCUCCCAAGUUCAUCGAGGCUCAGUUCAGUUUGCCAGCUGCAAGUGCGGCCCAGUUUGUUGGUUACGCAGCCAUCCCAGCGGGUGGAGGUGGCACAUUUCUCGGAGGUUACAUCGUCAAACGCUUCAAUAUGAAGGUGUCCGGGAUCAUCAAGUUUUGUCUUGGUGCUACAAUAAUCGUCCUAUUUGUCGCCUUAGUCUUCUUGAUCAACUGUGAAAAUGUCCCUUUUGCUGGUAUCAAUGUCAAAUACAACACCAGUGCCAAUAACAUGGAGUUAGGAUUCCUGGGCAAGAAUUUGGACAACACAUGUAACAGUAACUGUGCGUGUACGGAGGACGACUACCACCCAGUGUGUGGCCGGGACGGACUCAUGUACUUCUCCCCCUGCUAUGCUGGAUGUCAGGUGUCUGAGAGUGGCAGUGUCAAGCGUUACUCGAACUGUUCCUGUAUCAACAGUAAUACUUCAGAUUACAUGGCAGAGUUUGGCAAGUGCGAGACAUCUUGUAUCUGGUUACCUCUCUUCAUGCCGUUCUUCGCCAUGAUGAUGCUACUCACCUUCAUCACCAGCAUGCCUGCUCUGUCAGCAACACUCAGAUGUGUGCCAGAACAACAGAGGUCAUUUGGUCUGGGAAUACAGUGGAUCAUAGCUCGUUGUCUGGGUUCCAUCCCAGGACCAAUCCUAUUUGGGAAGAUGAUUGAUCUGACCUGUCUGCUGUGGCAGAAGAAAUGUGAUGGUGAUGGUGCUUGUUUUUUCUAUGACAACAGAAAAAUGAGUUACUAUCUUCUGGCACUUGGGUUGUCCCUGAAAGGAUUGUCAUCUCUGUUCUUCUUUCUGGCUCUUGUGAUGUAUAAGAAACCCCCUGGAAGUAUUGAAGAAGUCGGACUGAAUGACAACACGUCCAUGUCAGCUGUAUCUUCAACCAGCCGAACAACGCUCAAUGCUCAGCCAAAUGGCACUGAAACCAAUGUUGUGAUUAAAGUUCCUGACAGCGUUACCAAUGGAACUGCUAAGUCCAAUGGAAGUGUUGUUAAAACAAGUCUAUAGUUGGUAUCCUAAAGCUCUACUUAAGACAGUAGGUAGUACAGAUAGGGAUAUGUUGUGUUUGUAAAUAUUAGUGGAUUAAUUGUACAGUGAAAAAUGACAUUAAGAGCAUAUUCAGGGUCUUCCACUUGUUGCCAGUGUUGUACAAGAGAACUAUCUUUCAUUAAGGUCAUCACUGUGUCUCAUAUUAAUGCCAGCAAUUAAACAUUGAUCAUGCACAGACUAACAAUACACUAACAGAGGAAUCCUUGAAGGUGCAACAGAGGAAUCCUUGGAGGUGAAUCAGAGAAAUCCUUAUGGAUCCAGAUGGUUCCACUGACAGUGCAACAGAGGAAUCCUUGGAGGUGCAACAAAGGAAUCCUUGGAAGUGCAACAGAGGAAUCCUUAGAGGUGCAACAGAAGCAUCCUUGGAGAUCCAGAUGGUUGCACUGACAGUGUCAACAGAGGAAUCCUUGAAGGAAAAGAUGCUUCUAUGUAAUGUUGUCACUUGUAACAACUAUAUGUCAAAUAAUAUUUUAAUAUUGUGAGCUGAAAUGGAAAUUUUGCAGGAGACACUUUUAAAACAGUUUUGUAAAGAGAUUAUUGUGACAAUAAUCCAAUCAUUAUUUAGUAUUCUUGUGCUGGUAUGAAUUCAAGAGAUUUAUCUCGGCAUUCUCAGAGGCUGAAGUGUUCUGCAAAUGUGGGUAAAAAUUCCCAUUUUUUUUCCAAAACUGGCACUCAGUUUAAGAGACUGGCUACAUCCCAUCUUUUCACACAACAGUUUUUAGUGAUAAUGAUUUCUGGCUGUUGUUGAUCAUUGCAUGAUCCAGAACAUGAGGAUAUUUCUAAUUCAUACUGGCGGUGGAGGUUGCCAGUAUCUAAGCGUGGUAAGGAUAUCUUGGUUAAUCUUAUGGACUAUUUGAUGUGCUCAAUGGUUGCUUUG
Molecule: messenger RNA, 3165 nt
Organism: Haliotis rubra (blacklip abalone)
Lineage: Eukaryota; Metazoa; Mollusca; Gastropoda; Lepetellida; Haliotidae
Product: solute carrier organic anion transporter family member 4A1-like
Exons: 12
Coding region: 117-2246 (709 amino acids)
Biological process (GO): sodium-independent organic anion transport; transmembrane transport
Cellular component (GO): membrane
Molecular function (GO): protein binding
Source: RefSeq, a predicted model, not a curated record